Phytophthora nicotianae INRA-310 is the source of this 1829-nucleotide messenger RNA. RefSeq lists its product as hypothetical. Gene Ontology annotation, cellular component: endosome. The coding region runs from base 85 to 1722 and encodes 545 amino acids. Gene Ontology annotation, molecular function: phosphatidylinositol binding. The transcript has a single exon. The record is from RefSeq and is a predicted model, not a curated record. NCBI's taxonomy places the organism in Eukaryota, Oomycota, Peronosporomycetes, Peronosporales, Peronosporaceae.
GGGUUACGUUCUCAGGAAGAAUCCAAUCGGACAGACGAAGAAACAGAGGCUAAAAGGUUAGUGAUCGUCUCUGUGUCUGCGGCGAUGGAAGGGCGCAACGGCAAGUGGGUGAACGUGGACUACACGAAUCGGAUCAUGGAGGAGUCGGCGGCGCUGCCAGCGGGUGGGGCUGCGGCACCUCCUGCGAAUAACAGCGGACUAGAUGACCUGACGCCAUUUCUCCCAGCUUCUGACGGUCAAUACGACCGUUCCAUGUCGUCUAUGAACUCGUCCUCGACCUCCUCGGCGCGAGGUGAGCCUCUGUCCAACAUCCAGGUGACCGUUAGUGAACCUGUGAAGCAGGGAGAGGGUAUGAACGCCUAUAUCUCAUACAAGAUCAGCACUACAACGACGCGUCCGCAGUUUUCUAAGAGCUCUUUCUCCGUCGUGCGUCGCUACAGUGAUUUCGUAUGGAUUCACGGCCACUUGAGUGCCAUGUACCCUGGCGUUGUAGUGCCUCCACUGCCCGAGAAGCUCCUAGUGGGACGCUUCUCGCCCGAGUUCAUUGAGAGCAGACGCAGAGCGCUGCAGUUGUUCCUACACCGCUGCUGUUUGCACCCUGAACUACAGCACAGUGAACACCUCACCACCUUCUUGGAAGCCAGCGAGGAUCAGCUACAGGCUUUCCGUAAGGAUCCGCGUCAUGCAGCGCCCAAUGCUCAACGUGGGGUGUUGUUCCAAUGGCUGGACGACACAGUGAACACCAUCUCGUCCACAUUGAUCGCACCUGCAACGAACUUGCCCAAGACCCCAGCGGACAUUGAAGUGGAGGACAUGAUGGCUUACAUUGAAGGCCUGGAGCCAAUCAUGACGGGGCUGCACAAGCAUGCCCAUGGACUGACGAAGCGUGCAAGGGAGAUCGCUGACGGACUCUUUGAGUUUGGAGUGUCAUUCACGUUAUUGGGUAAAUCAGAGGAGAAUCCGUCGCUGCAGGAAGGAUUGAAUCAUAUUGGACACUGCUCUGACAAGCUGUCGAUCUUGGCUGCCGAACAUGCUGAACGUGAGGCACUGCACUUUGAAGAGCCAAUAUUUGACUACAUUCGUCUGGUUGGGGCUGUGAAGGCUGCGCUGCAGAAACGCAACGAAGUGAGAUGUGCGUAUGGCGCUGCAGUGGCGAAUCUGGAAGCCAAGGAAGUUGCGCUGGCUAAACUGUUGAAACAUGCUCGAGGUGGGUCCUCGGAAGAGAAGGUUCAGCUUGCAGAGGGCGAAGUGCGUACGGCGCAGCAACAAAUGGAAGAUGCGAAGCUGGAAGACGACAUUGUUACGGAACGUGUGCUGCGUGAAGUGGAGAGAUUUAAGCGUGAGAAGCUGGCAGACUUUAAACACAUCAUCUUGGACUACAUUCAGAUGCAGAUCGAGUACAGCAAAAAGGUCGAAGAUGAGUGGCAAAAAGUGAUUCCGCAGCUCACGAGAAUUCAUGUGGAGAAUAGCGGGUCUCCACUAUCAUCCAUGAGUCCCAUUUCAGAAGCCGCAAGCAAUGGCACUUUCCAAGAACGGGAACCACCAGCACCUUCUAUUGGUCCAGUGAUUCAGGAGGACUAUAUCCCGUCGAAUGGAGACUUGGCGGAUAGUCUGUCGGACUUGACACUGAUGGCAAACGACAGUGUGGGUGAGGAUCCGUUCCAGCGUUCGCCUUAUGGUUCUCGGCCUAUGGAGGACUCAAACCCGGACGUGUCACUAUAGGGGAGGCUCCUGCUGAGAGCAUCUUGUGUUGGCAAUCGAUUAUAUUUUAAUGUAAGCAAGGAAACUUAUUUGUUGUCUCUCUAUUGUCCAGUUGUAGGACGCUGGCU